Molecule: messenger RNA, 782 nt
Organism: Fopius arisanus
Lineage: Eukaryota; Metazoa; Arthropoda; Insecta; Hymenoptera; Braconidae
Product: very low-density lipoprotein receptor
Exons: 6
Coding region: 69-764 (231 amino acids)
Source: RefSeq, a predicted model, not a curated record
AUAAAAAUUAUCAGUUCUCAACGCACAUUUCUCUAAAAAGGUGUCACAGUGCGUUGUUACUCUACGAGAUGAGGUUCUUAGCUCUAGUAAUUGUUCUGUUCCUCCAGAAUGCGAGUUCCCAGACACAGGAUGUCAGUGAUUACGAUCUGGGGUCCAAAGGAACUAUCAAAAUAGGCGACGCCUGCAAAAGGGACUGGCAGUGCAUAGAAAAUGCCUUCUGCAGGGCUCAGCAGACGUGCCUCUGCGAAACAAAUUACGCCCCUUCAACUGACAGAUCAAAAUGUCACGCAAUUGUUGGGACUAAUUGCCGGUCAAAUGAAACCUGUGCCACAAUGACAAAUGCUGAAUGCGUCCAGGGCGCCUGCACGUGCCAGAGAGAUUUUAUUCCGGACAUCAACAAUUCUUCCAACUGCAUUACUAGACCAACAAAGCCUGGAGACUCUUGUCAACGCUCUGACGAAUGUGCAGAUACAAUGUUCAGGGCUCUCUGUGUUAAUGGAAUUUGCAAAUGCCUCGGAGAUUUCCAUUUCGUUAACGACACCGGGAGGUGCGUCGAAAGUAGAGGGAUUUAUCAGCCCUGCAGACACAAUCACGACUGCUUUGACCCCCAAAAACCAGAAUCCCUCUAUUGCAAUAACAACGAGUGCGCGUACACAGCAAAAUAUGCCGGGAAUGUUACAAUUCCAGGUGCCAAUAGUUCCCCAUCAACUGCAGGACUCAUCGGAUUGCUGAUCUUCACUUCCAAAAGUUUAUAUAUCUUAUAAAAUUAUCUCUCAAUAUUU